This is a messenger RNA of Mugil cephalus (flathead mullet), 3807 nucleotides long. It is a transcript of the gene tmem185a, whose product is annotated as transmembrane protein 185. NCBI's taxonomy places the organism in Eukaryota, Metazoa, Chordata, Actinopteri, Mugiliformes, Mugilidae. The transcript has 7 exons. The record is from RefSeq and is a predicted model, not a curated record. The coding region runs from base 197 to 1255 and encodes 352 amino acids.
AAUAAGAAAUGCGAAGAAGAAGAAGAAGAAGGGAAAACACAAAACAUACGGGCUAGCAACGAGCUUGUGAUGAUUCUCAAGAGUCAAGAAACUCAACAAACGCCGGGAUUACUAUGUGUAGCAUUCGGGUUAGGCGCUGAAGCUGCUCUCAACACUGGGGAGACUCAUGUCAGCUUGCUAACAAGCUUUCUAAGCCAUGAAUUUAAGAGGACUCUUUCAGGACUUCAAUCCCAGUAAGUUCCUGAUCUAUUCUUGCCUGCUGCUGUUCUCUGUGUUGCUGUCCUUGAGGCUGGAUGGAGUCAUCCAGUGGAGCUACUGGGCUGUGUUCACUCCAAUAUGGCUCUGGAAGCUGUUGGUCAUCAUUGGCGCAUCUGUGGGCACCGGAGUCUGGGCCCACAACCCUCAGUACAGGGCUGAAGGGGAGACAUGUGUGGAGUUCAAGGCCAUGCUGAUAGCGGUGGGGCUCCACGUCCUACUGCUGAUGUUCGAGGUGUUGGUGUGCGACCGCGUGGCAAGAGGAAGUUACUUCUGGCUCCUCGUCUUCAUGCCCCUUUUCUUUGUGUCUCCCGUUUCUGUGGCUGCAUGUGUCUGGGGUUUUAGACACGACCGCUCCCUCGAGCUGGAGGUGUUGUGUUCAGUAAAUAUUCUCCAGUUUAUCUUCAUUGCUCUGAGGCUGGACAGGAUCAUCAGCUGGCCUUGGCUGGUGGUGUGUGUCCCACUGUGGAUCCUCAUGUCCUUCCUGUGCCUCGUUGUCCUCUACUACAUUAUCUGGUCAGUCCUCUUCCUCCGCUCCAUCGACAUCAUCGCCGAGCAACGGCGGACUCACAUCACCAUGGCGAUCAGCUGGAUGACCAUCGUCGUUCCGCUUCUCACCUUCGAGAUCCUCCUGGUGCACAAGCUGGAUGGCCACAACAGUCUGAGCUAUGUGUGUGUGUUCGUCCCUCUCUGGCUCUCCCUGCUCACACUCAUGGCCACCACCUUUGGCCAGAAGGGAGGGAACCACUGGUGGUUCGGCAUCCGGAAGGACUUCUGCCACUUCCUGUUGGAGCUCCUUCCCUUCUUGCGAGAGUACGGGAACGUGUCCUACGACCUCCAGCGCAGCGAUGAUCCUGAGGCGGCCGAGGAUCUGCCCGUCCCCGAGCCGCCACCAAAGAUUGCCCCCAUGUUCCAUAAGAAGACUGGCGUGGUGAUCACGCAGAGCCCAGGGAAAUAUUUUGUCCCGCCACCUAAACUGUGCAUCGACAUGCCUGACUAACGUCGGAGCUGAGGUGGAUGCGGCUGCUAUAGUGAUGUGUUUAACUAAUGACACGGAAACAGCAGAGGACGCUGCGUUUGGCUUUUAUCUACUGUUUUGGAGGACUUGGCUCCCUCAACUAAACUGUGCGUCAGACAUGAGAACCAACAUGGUGAUGGAUCCAGUUUCCUCACAUUGGUUUCACUCGCUGUUUUUAAGACUCCCUGCGUAAAUCUGUCCAGGAUGAAAUCAUGGAACCAUAAGAAUGGACAGCUUAGUUUUCAGCUGGUCGGUGACGUCAGUGCUGUGCUGCUGUCUCCCAGUCGUAUCCACUCUGAAUGUUGUUGGUAGAAACUGACCACAGAAAAAUGGGAUUCUCUUGGAUCUAAAGAUUGACGUGAUGCGGAGAUGCACUGCAGCGCUCGACCUUUGUGAACUUAAAUAUUUGACUCUCGCAGCCUUUUUGCUUUAGAGUGUCUGAAUGAAAGAUAACACUUUGGUUUGUGAUGGGGACCAUUAGAGAGACUCUCAUGCUUGACUUUGAGAUCAGUGUGCCCCUGUUGUCUCUGCUCACUUUAGACCAUGCAGGUGGAAAACCAAGGGGGCAGGGUUAAAGGAAAGAGUCAGAUUUUUUCAGGUAUGUCCUAGUAUAAUACUUACAUGUCAGUGCUUAGAAAAAGUUCCUACAUGCAGAUGUAUUUCAGUUUAAGGGCCGCGAAACACUGGGCCCAACUCUGCAUGACAGAUUUAAGCUCUUUCUAAUCUCAACCUGGAAGUAGCUCUUCCUGUUCCUGGUCUGUCUUUCAUCCUUUUCCAUCAGCUGGUCAUCAGAUGUUGACUUUGGGGUGUGUUUAAGUGCAAAAAUAUUGGUCCAGACACAGACAACAUGUGGCAACAUUUCAGUCGGCCUUCUCUGCAGGUAGUCCUUAAAGGUUGGUUUGGUUUGUUUGCACCUUAAGAGCCACAGUUCACCUGAGAUCCACAGUCCUUGACAAAAAGUUCAUAUGGGGCUUUAGCAAGGGUAUUUUCCGAAGUUAGUUUCUGUUGUAAAUGUCAUUAGUUUCUUUGAUCAGUGGAAAGAUAAAGACGAAGAUACAGUUUGUGGCUACACAUAUCUAAAGUUCAGAAAAUAUCCACUGACGUCGUUGUUGCCCUACAAAGUUUUUCUAGAGUCGCUCUGUUAGGAACAAAUUCUGCUCCAGUAAAGAUCCACCGGGCCAAUGAAAUGCUUUGGGCUGACUUUAUACAGGGAUAAACAACAGCAACACGGUCAUACACAUCAUCAAGUAUGUUAUUGAACUCAUCGACUUAAUCAAAAUGUCUGCCAUUAGAGAAGUGAGCUGUUAGUAGUCCACUAUCCCCUCUGGUGGAAAACAUAUUGACAGUAAAAUAAAGACGAAGAAUUGACAGUGAUUAAUGUAUUUGUUGAGAAUGCCUUAAUGGUACAUAGUAGCUCUUAUUCAUUGUAGGAUGCUUUUUUUUUCUCUGUAUCGAUUGAAAUUCGCCCACUAAUGGAAUCCAAACAAGUUAACAGACUCCAUUGUUUUUAAAACCAACCUGAAAAAUCUGACUUCUUUCCUUUAACAAGAUGACAAUAGAAAAGGCACUUUGUAAACCUGUUCCAAGAGGAACCCCGUCAGUCUUUUUGUAUUCCUGUUUUUCCUUUCUCUUUUUUUGUAGAUAAUUUGUCAAGCUAGGGACCAGAGUGUUGGCGGGCUUAGAGGCAGGCCUGGAAAAUAUGAUUAGGUACCAAUCAUUCUAUUUUAAUUUAAAGUUUCAUCCGUGUGGAUAAAUCAAGAGUUCAAAGUCUCUGCCGUUCAUAAGAACUCUAACGUGAUGUAGCAGUCUUCACAUUACUCUGAUUUUGGGUCGUAGGAGACGCAUUUUCAAAUGUCACACAUAUCAGCUUGAACUAGUUGAAACAGUGAUACUAGAUCCAGUACUUCUUAAAACACAGACUGAGUGGAGAGUAUAACUCCCCAGAUUUCUUUGGUUUAUCAUGAUACUUUCAAAAAGUAAAAACAUUUAUCCCCACUUGUCAUUUUGUCUGAUUUCUAAUAAUAUAUGUUUUUACUCAUCUCAUGCUGGAAGUAGAGCGACCUGGUGUUUUCUCUCAGUCCUGCGCUGCAUUCUGGUCUCCUCUGCCUCUCCAAUCAUUGAUUCCUUCUGUGGGACUGACUGAAUUAUUGACAUUUAUUGUUUGCAGAGAUGAAUCUCAAACAUCAAUGCGCAAGAAAAAAAAACAGCGUCACAUCUUCUGUGUUUGUCCACAGAUAAAGGAAGUAUAAUUGGUGACUGCUGUCGGGUCGGCUAUAUUCUUAGCCCCCAUUUCAGUUCCACAAAGACCCCUGCAAAACACAACGACUGAUGGACUGGCUGCCAAGAAGAGCUGUACUCAUCCAAACCUCCACUUUCUCAUUUAUACACACACACCAAAAAAAAAACGGUUCUGAAGACAACAGCAACUCCACAAUCUGAUCAUUUUUGUUUCAUACAGUAGAGAAGUCAUUCUGAUUAACACACAGACUACAGCUACACAGUACUGUAGAAGAGAAUAAACGUUAAAUACAAAG